GUGCCAUCAUGAUGGAGAAGCCCAAUGUGCGGUGGAGUGACGUGGCCGGCCUGGAGGGAGCCAAGGAAGCCCUGAAGGAAGCCGUGAUCCUGCCCAUCAAGUUCCCACACUUGUUUACCGGGAAGCGCACGCCCUGGCGAGGGAUCCUGCUCUUCGGGCCUCCUGGCACCGGCAAGUCCUACUUGGCCAAGGCUGUGGCCACAGAGGCCAACAACUCCACCUUCUUCUCCGUGUCUUCCUCGGACCUGAUGUCAAAGUGGCUGGGAGAGAGCGAGAAGCUGGUGAAGAACCUCUUUGAGCUGGCGAGGCAGCACAAGCCCUCCAUCAUCUUCAUCGAUGAGGUGGACUCGCUGUGUGGCUCCCGCAAUGAGAACGAGAGCGAGGCGGCCCGGCGCAUCAAGACGGAGUUCCUGGUGCAGAUGCAGGGUGUGGGGAACAGCAGCGAUGGGAUCCUGGUACUGGGUGCCACCAACAUCCCCUGGGUGCUGGACUCGGCCAUCAGGAGAAGGUUCGAGAAGCGCAUCUACAUCCCACUGCCCGAGGAGGCGGCCCGGGCCCAGAUGUUCAAGCUGCACCUGGGCAACACCCCACACUGCCUGACAGACGCCAACAUCCAGGAGCUGGCCCGGAAAACAGAUGGCUACUCGGGGGCCGACAUCAGUAUCAUCGUGCGGGAUGCCCUGAUGCAGCCUGUCCGCAAGGUGCAGUCGGCCACACACUUCAAGAAGGUCCGUGGUCCCUCCCGCACCACUCCCGGCGCCUUUGUGGAUGAUCUCCUGACGCCGUGCUCGCCUGGUGACCCAGGCGCCACCGAGAUGACCUGGAUGGAGGUGCCCAGUGACAAGCUGAUGGAGCCUAUUGUCUGCAUGGUGAGUGUGGGACCCACGGCGCGGGGCCAGGCACCUGUCCGGCCGGGUGGAGGGUGGCUCUAG
Charadrius vociferus (killdeer) is the source of this 932-nucleotide messenger RNA. Its product is annotated as vacuolar protein sorting-associated protein 4A-like. The record is from RefSeq and is a predicted model, not a curated record. Gene Ontology annotation, biological process: endosomal transport; vacuole organization. The transcript has 6 exons. Gene Ontology annotation, molecular function: ATP hydrolysis activity; ATP binding. NCBI's taxonomy places the organism in Eukaryota, Metazoa, Chordata, Aves, Charadriiformes, Charadriidae. The annotation marks the transcript as partial.